AUGGCUCUCUGCAUUUGGCAUACAUAUUUAAUUCGUAAUGGUGAGACAAGUAUUGAACGUCAUAUCAAUGCAAAAUUCACACAAGUAUUAAAACAACGUGGAGUAAUUUAUCGUAAUCCGCAUAAUUUCGGCAUAUUUUUAAAUUGGAUAAAAUUUCUGUGUCUUAUUGAUAAGCAUGAAAUGGUGAAUUACAAUUUCAAGAAGAAAUCAUUCCAUUUAUAUGUUGUACUUUGUAAAAGGUUUUUUAAUCGUAUUCUGUUACCUUCAUAUCAUGCACCUUAUGAUGAUGGUUUCAAUUAUGAAUUGAAUGUUGAUACUGCAGAGUCAGUUCUCGAAUCUUUAUCGGAAUCUGGAAUGUAUUAAUAUAAUCUUUUUCAUUUCAUAA
Messenger RNA from Schistosoma turkestanicum, 385 nucleotides. The record is from the annotation of a GenBank genome assembly. NCBI's taxonomy places the organism in Eukaryota, Metazoa, Platyhelminthes, Trematoda, Strigeidida, Schistosomatidae.